Molecule: messenger RNA, 1297 nt
Organism: Malus domestica (apple)
Lineage: Eukaryota; Viridiplantae; Streptophyta; Magnoliopsida; Rosales; Rosaceae
Product: protein CHROMATIN REMODELING 19-like
Molecular function (GO): ATP binding; ATP-dependent chromatin remodeler activity
Source: RefSeq, a predicted model, not a curated record
CAGCCUCCUCCUCAUCCUUCAUCCUCAUCCUCUCCCGUAGCCUUCAUCCUCACGUUCCUAUCAGCCUCCAAGCCCCAACAGCUCUCCUACGAUGAGGAGGACUCCGAUUCCGAUUGCCUCAAGAUUAAACACGAACUAGAGGACGAUGACUUCGAUUGCGUCGUUAUUAAGAACGAAUUGGAGGACAACGACUCAGAUGAGGUCCCGGAGGCCAGGCCGGUCAAUCGUGGACGUCGGUUCGUGGUCGAGGACAAGGAUAGCGAUGAAGAUUGGGCUAAUAUUGAGUCAAUGAGUGAGGAAGAUGAGGAGGAGGUAGAGGAGUUGAUGAAGACGUGGUUAGGAAGGCUUUGUAGAAAUGUGCCAAAAUAUUGGCAGAUUUGAGAAAAGAGCUCCACGGAAGUUCAGCUCCGACGGUUUCUGAUCGGUACGCCGAAGUGGAAGUUGCCCAUAUGAGGAUUGUCAAUCAAGUGCCUUUUCUUACUUUUACUGAGCUUCUUGUGGAUGACAUUAUUGAGGCUUGUAGGUCUGAAGAUUCUGAUUUUCAACCUAUUCUCAAGCCAUAUCAGUUGAUUGGUGUUAACUUUCUUCUUCUGCUGUAUCAGAAGGGUAUUGGUGGAGCCAUUUUGGUCGACGAGAUGGGUCUCAGGAAGACCAUUCAGUGCACAGCAGAAAGAUGAUCGUAAAAUUCUGAAACGAUGGCAGUGGAGUUGUGUGCUUAUAGACGAGGCUUAUGCUUUGAGGGACAAAAAUAGCUACAGGUGGAAAAACCUAAUGUCUGUUGCACGAAGUGCAAACCAGUGUCUAAUGUUGACACUGACACAUCUACAAAUGAUUUACAUGUAUGACUUUUUACCCUUUGAAAUCUUAUAGAAUAUUACUGAGGUCUUGGAUCACAAGCUCAGUCGUUGUCAUGGCAAGGUUGUUCGGUGUAUGGGGAAGGUGCUGGUUCGUGAGACAGAUGCCUUCUCUUCCAAAUCGAUCAUAGAAUAGGUCAUCGCCUUGAGGGAGGAAGUGGCAACCUUAAAAGGUUAGCUUGCGGCCCAAUAAGCAGCACGAGAGGCCGAAGCAGCAGCCCGGAAAGCCGAGAUUGCAUCCCAGUUAUCGGUCCAGGACGAUAAGAUGAGUAUGAUCUUACGUGCCUUACAAAUGUUCAGCUUUCAAAUCCUGAUGCCAGCACCUAAUCUUACUCCACCUUCGACCUCCCAGCCACUUCGCCUAACCGAUACCCAGUAGCCUAAUGCAUCAAGCCUAGAAGACUACUUGUUGUAGUUUUUUCUUUUAUGUUCGAACAUCUUGU